AUGGAGCCGAAGCUGCAUGAGUCACCAGGCCCGUCUGCGUCGCCCAGGCUACUUGGACGACGUGGAUCACGAGCAUCUAUGGCCGCAACUCAAACCAAACGAGAAGACAUGAACGCAGCUCUUGACCAGAUCCACACCGCGGCGUACCAAUCCGACUCGUUGACGCUUUUCAAUGACUUUACUACACCACCUGCACCGGCAUCAGCAAUAGAUGAGAAGGGGCUUUCGGAAGAGCUAUCAGGAGGACUAAGCGGCCUGUAUAGCCGUUUCAGGACCUCGGUCGGGGGAAUCGUGAGCGGUGGAACAAAAACAACGGACAGAAGUGCGGCAGAAAUACCUGCAAUCAAGAGCCCGACCUCGGAGCGCUCGAUGACCAAGUCAGUGUCUGAUUUAGCAGCUAGUUCGGGUGACUAUCAACCGUCGCAUCCCAACUCAUCCCAGGGUUCAAGGCUUCAUUCUCCAGUGGCAACACACUUCCAGAUCAGCCAGGAAGCUGCACCACAGCUGAACGCUGGAAAAGGCUCCAAGAUCUCCUCCAAAAGCGCUAGCAUAUCUUCCAAAACCUCCGUUUCUCCCUCGCCGGGAGUAAAAGCCAACAUUGGUCCACUGUCUAAAUCCACAGGCAAUUCGAUCGCAACAGAUUCUUCCAUCACCCAAUCCCAAGUGAAUGCCCUCGGUCAAAAUCGGCCUUCUAGAAGUAGCUCCGUCAACGUUCCUCAGCAGGGGCUCAAAAAUGCAGAAUCUGCUAGCAUUAGCAGUGGAAAUGGGCCCAUGGAGCCGCCUUUAAGUCAAAGCUCCUCCAUGCUCAGCCAGAACCUUUCGCACUCACCCGUACUAUCUGUUAAGACACAUGAGAGUAUUCACGAAGAGCAACAUGGCUUGGAAAGAAGUGGACCCCUUACGCCGGUCAACAAUGUCUCAGAUGUUACGCACAGAAAGUCGGUCUCUGCGGAUCAGCCGAGACCAACAGAAAAUAACUCUCAGGUGGCUGCUACACGGAGCUCAAAGCAUGCCGAGUCAAUUCCGGAGGCUGUGUCUCAUUCUCAAGAAAGCAGGUCGAACUCGCGGAUGUCUUUUGUCUAUGAUGACUCGAACUUUCCAUUGGCAUCAAAAACUCAUGCCAAGAUUGCUCCUCCGGAUAGUGGCUCAGCAUCAGAUAGCAUUACUUCCAUACCCUAUGAGGGCACAGAAGCACAUGAGCCGCCAAAGGCUCCCACUGCAAUAAAACCCGCUGAAAGACCAAAACCACUUCCACCAAGUAACCGAUUGCCUGGCUAUGGAAUUUCGCGGGCAUCCACUGCGGAGACAACCACUACAGUUGCCUCUUUGCCACCCUUGAAUACCAAUCUUGGGCGGACCACAGUUCCAGCUUCUCGUGAUCGUCGUGAGGCGUGGCACCGAGACGGGAUGCUAUCACAGCUGGGGAGUAAAUUGCUCAGCAAGGAUUUUUGGAUGCGUGAUGAAAAUGCUAAGGAUUGUUUCCAUUGUGGGGAGCCGUUCACGACAUUCCGCAGAAAGCAUCACUGCCGUACUUGUGGACAGAUCUUUGAUUCAAGAUGCACACUUAUCAUACCCGGAACCCGAUUCGGGCAACCUGGCUCUAUACGGGUCUGCAAGCCCUGCGAGGCGAUGAUCAAUGCGCAUGACGAUGACUCCUCUGAGUUUUCUGACAGCGAACAGAGUCCCAUCAUGAUAAAUCCUCGGGUAUCGGAGCUAAGUUGGGGCGGCAACAGUGCCCGCCCAUUCGCAGACGAUGAUGACUCUUCGUCGGUGAUAUCUCAAUCCAUUGACCAUGUUCUCAGAACUCCCACUAUGGCCAUACCAGCGACACGACGCGCAGGUGAGGGCCGCUCCGCCGUUCUGGAAAUCAAUCCUGACCGUCCUUUGGCAAGACCGACCUCGUCUCGAUCUCUCAGAUCUUCUUUGGGUGGAAGGCCACAUUCAAUGGGUCACAAGCGGCAUCACUCACGCCAACAGUAUAUUCGGAGUUUCAAGCCAUAUCACGAUGACCGGGCGCCCUUUCAACGCCGCCACGCAGAUGACUUUAGCACAGAGUCCCGGCUGCCUGCCUUUCACAAAGACAAUAUCAUCGACCCGGAUUUGGCUCAAUACCUUUCAGAUGAUGCGUCAAGUGGUGAUGAGCAACCAAGCUUGCUGGCAGCCGUUUCGGAGAGUCAAUUCUCAAAAAGUGGCGGUGACAGUGAACGAGUUCCUUUCGGCGGAUUGCUUGCAGCCAUGAAGAAGGGAAGAUCUGCAUUUGGCGAUCGAACCAUUCCUAGUGUCAUUCAACCCAGCCGAGAUGCAGAUGAGGUUAGCCUAAGCAGUUCGAGGGCAGUGAACUUGCCGCGUUCUUCUCGUCGCCGAAACUUGAGCGUCGCAAGCAGUGUUCAUCGUCAAUCCCCUAGGACAUCAAGAGACACGUUUCUCCAAGAUCUUCCUGUAGGGGGGAACCUCCCUGUUGCUCCGACCCAGACUGGAUUCAAGCAAACCAGAAGCUCAUCAAUGAGGGGGGUGGAAGCGCCACCAGUUGAGCUCAAUAAGGCUAGCUUGGAACACGUGCGCAGGCUUUUGCAGCAACUGUUGGCUAUGUCUUCAGUACCAAAUAUUGACAGCUGGGAGAAUGCGCUGAUGCCAAUUCUUUUGAAAGCAGCCGAUGAGGUAGACCCCGAUGUUCAGCAUGGAGACGACAUGGAUAUUCGCCACUACGUUAAAUUGAAGAAGAUUCCAGGCGGUCGGCCUGGUGAUACAUCCUAUGUCUCAGGUUUGGUGUUCACCAAAAACCUGGCGUUGAAGAGCAUGCCCAGAACCAUUUUACGUCCGAACAUCUUGAUCAUAACAUUUCCUCUUGAAUAUGCCCGUCAACAACACCAUUUCAUGAGCCUCGAGCCUGUCAUUCGACAGGAACGUGAAUUCUUGGAAAAUCUUGUCAGCCGGAUUGCAGCCUUACGCCCAAAUCUGCUGCUUGUUGAGAACAAUGUCUCGGGGCUAGCGCUCGGUCUUCUUGAACAGGCCGGGAUUGCAGUUGCGUACAACGUGAAGGCAUCUGUUCUUGAGGCUGUAUCACGUUGUACUCAAACCAGGAUUGUCACAUCCAUGGACAGACUUUUGACCACCGCUUUGCGUAGCGACUGUAUCAGCUUCGAUGUGAAAACAUACGUCCAUUCUGGACGUAAGAAGACAUACAUGUACAUUUCCGGCUGUCCAAAAGAACUUGGGUGCACAAUUGUUUUACGUGGUGGGGACGAAGAAGUGCUGGGGAAAGUGAAAGAGAUUACAGAGUUUAUGGUCUACGUUGUGUACAAUCUGCGUCUGGAAACUUGUGUGAUGAGAGAUGAAUUUGCAAAGCUUCCGACGUCAUCCAUCGAUGAUUUGAAGCAAGUGACAAAUGAGCGGGCCGAUCAGAGUCACUACCAUGGUGCCGUCCCUGAGGGUAACUUGUCUUUUGCGGAAUCGGUUUCGCCGACUACCGUGGUCGAAAAGUCUACUGAGGAACUGGCAAGUAAGGUGCCAGCGACCACCGAUGCUACUGCUGAUGUUCCGGAUGAUGUUCCGAUGCCUACAUACUUCGACGACAUGGUCCAUGAUCACAAAACAAAGAUCUUAUCAGCAUCGCCAUUUGUCAAGUUUGAACCCCCCUAUUUGCUCAUGCGCACGAGAGAAAUGGAGCGACGGCUAGCCUACUUGAAGCAGCUUCGUGACCAAGAUGGCAAUUCAGAACAAGGUGUUGAGGAGAUGCCCGCCAAGCCGCAGAAGUUCAUUCUUAUUACUCCCGAGAUGGUUCAUGAAUCUCCUCGCAAUGCUCCUCCGCAGGUUAAAGAAGUACUACGUGCAGCUCAUGAUGCGGAAUAUGACAGAGUUCUCUACCAUUACCAGACGCAAAAGCGUCAAUGGGAGGCCUAUGUGUCUGGAUGCUCUAGCAUGUUUGAUCCGUACGCUCAUCAGAACAUUGUUGUACUCUACAGCCUUGUGUGCACCACAACUUCGAUUCCUUGCUCCGGGCCUGACACUUUUGCUUUGGAGUUUUACAACGAGCAUGGGGACGAAGCGAUAUUUGAACCCGAUUGCACCAUUGGCCAAUAUGUCGAAGAAUUAUGUCAUACAGCGAACGCCGUCUGCGCAGCUAACGGAUGUGAGAAACGCAUGUUUGAGCACCAUCGCCAGUACGUUCACGGUGACGCACAGCUCAGCGUCCUGGUUCAGCCCUACCCGUCCAAACUUCGCGGCAUGCAAGAUACAGUGCUUAUGUGGAGUUGCUGCAAAGUAUGUGGACAUGAGACUCAGGUCACGCCAAUGUCAGAGAAUACAUGGAAAUAUUCAUUCGGCAAGUACUUGGAAGUAUCCUUCUGGGGAAGGAAUUUACAUGCUCGGGCUGGAGGGUGCCCUCACGAUCUGCAGCGGGAUCAUCUUCGCUAUUUUGGUUUCAAAGAUCUUGCGCUCCGUAUUCAAUAUGAUACUAUCCAUCUACUGGAGGUCAUUGUUCCUCGGCCGCGUGUGACCUGGAAAGUGGACAACGACUUGAAGAUGAGAAACGAAGUUUAUUUGCGGACCGAGAGACGUUUGAACAGAUUCAUGAUGUCCGUUCAUGCACGUUUGAAGGGCAUCAAUGUUCAAAGUGUGGUUCCCGAGUUGCUCGACGAGUGCAAGAAAGAAAUUGACCGCUUAGUCAAGAAAGCAAAUGAGAAUCAAGCUGCUUUGAUUCGGUUGCUACAAGAAAAAUACAGCGGUUCUCGCUACUGGGAAAUCAUACCCCUCAAUGAAGUCCUUCGGUCGGUGCAAGAGAAAGUGGUUGAAUGGGACACCACCUUUGCUGAGUUUGAGCAGAGCUUCUUCCCAUCUGAAAAGGACAUCAAGCGGCUUGCGACUCUGCAGCUCAAGAAAAUCUUCCUUGAUAAAGACGCCGCAUCCGUGGCCCCAGAUGAUUCUUCGCAUACUCCAACCGAUUUGGGAGACGAAAAUGUCCAAGAGAAUGAAAAGCCAAGGAUGUUGCGCCGCAUGACGCUCUCCCCAGAGAAGGCUCAAAAUGUUCUGGUCUCCGUAGUGGAGGAGCAUGCAGGCAAGAAACACCGAGAGAAAGAGCCCGAAAAUAUUGAGUUGCCUCCGUUGCCCGCGGCACCUAGCGACGAAGCUGCAUUAUUAGGUGCGGAUUCUGUCGAGAGCAACAAAUCAUCUCCGCAAGAUGAAGCUGUUUCGAAAGAGGAAGUUCGGCACCUUGACCUAGCUGUGCCUUCUGAUCAGUCUAGUCGAUCACCUCCUGAUCCGAAUUCGCCGCCUCUUGGUCGUUCUUUGACCAGCCCUGGUGUUGUACAAAUGCUUCAUGAGGCCAACGGCGCUGAAGGACCACAGGACGAUGCAUCACCUCCGCCACUGUCGCCAAAAUCAACACACCCUUCUUACGGAAACAAUAACUUUAAGGAAGGAUGUCUGUCUCGUCCACCAAGUACUCCACCAAAUAGGCCAUCGGCCAUUCCAAGAUUGACCGAAGGUGCUUUCAGGCGAGCUGGAAAAGCACGCUCUCCCCCGUUAAUACGUGCUCAGUCCCAGCCCGCACACCUUCUGAGGGACAAGUCCAUUGGCAGUACUUCAUCGGGAGGAUUUAGGACAAAUUUAACCAAUAACUCAGUUGACAUUCGAAGCGACUCCACUAAAACAACGGAUAAAAAGUUUACAGAUCGCCUCGGUCUUACAGCUCUCAAGAAUGGUCGUUUUACUUCGGGGCACUCUCUGAUUCCGCGAUCUACACCGAAAGGGCGAGGCAACACUCGCGUUUCCAGUCUUGCUAGGCAUUUUGAACAACUGAGUCGGGAGUUCGAGAAGGAGAGACAGAAGGAGAGGCGACAGCGAGCUGCUCAAAGCACUCAGUCACGUGCAUUCCCACUGGCAUCCUCAAAGCCUAUCGUGGAGGUUUACAGAAACGUCCGAGAAGCCGUAGAGGAACGUGAACCCCCGGUUGAUGGAGAGGAAUCUCCACCAUCUGUGCCGCAGCUUCCAAUGGAGGAAUCUAGCCGCAUCAGUGAGGGGUUCGCUGAUCAAAUUGUCCCCGAAGAGCCUUCUCCCAAGGCUGAUUCUCAGGAAACGCCUCCUGAUUCUUUCGAGUCUGGGGGUAUCUUCCGUUCUGACUCUCAACUUAUGUCUGAGACCGAGUUAGAGGAGAGCCCCAGCGACGAGGAUCAAGCUACAGCCGAAGAUCUCCAUCCUGUGGACUCACAAGAAGAUACAAAAAUGGCCCCGGAGGAUGAAUCGAUGGAUUUCAAGGAUCUGGCCAAGCACGAACGCACAACACUUUUGAAAAUGUUGACCAAUUUCUGGUCCGAGCGCUCUGCCAGCGGAUGGGCUGCUCUUGAUUACCCUCUAAGUGUUAUGGACCAUGUUUUUGCCGACUGCGAUAUCAUCGUACGCGAAGAUGAGCCGAGCUCCCUCGUCGCAUUUGCAUUGGACUCGUCGGACUACAAAGAGAAAUUGGCCAGUAUUCAAAAACGGUAUGAAAUGGAGGAGCAUGUCUCAGACCUUGAGGCUGACCCCGAAGUCGCCAAAGAGGCGCGAGUUGAGCACGCCCUUUUGCGGCCGACAGGUACUCACUUGAAAUACCAGUUUCAAGAAGGCCAGGCCAAGAUGCUUUGCAAGGUGUUUUAUGCGGAGCAAUUUGAUGCGCUUCGCAAAAAAUGCGGCGUGGCUGAUCGUAUUGUGGAAUCACUGUCUCGAUGUGCAAAGUGGGACUCCAAAGGCGGCAAAACCAAGUCAUUGUUCCUGAAAACUCUGGAUGAUCGUUUUAUUCUCAAGUCUCUGUCUCCCGUUGAGACCCAGGCCUUCCUCAAGUUUGCCCCAGCCUAUUUUCAGAUCAUGUCUGAGGCAUUGUUUCACGAGUUACCCUCGGCUAUAGCCAAAAUGUUUGGCUUCUACCAGGUUAUCAUCAAGAACCCUGUCACUGGAAUCGAGUUCAAUUGGUUCCUGUUGUUGAUGGAGAACUUGUUCUACGAUCGCAAGCCGAACCGUAUCUUCGAUCUCAAGGGUUCGAUGCGCAAUCGGAAGGUCGAGAGCACCGGCGAACGGGAUGAAGUGCUGCUAGAUGAGAACAUGGUUGAUUUCAUUUAUGAAACGCCUUUGUUUGCGCGUGAGCACUCCAAGAAGUUACUCGCCCAGAGCGUAUGGAACGACACCCUUUUCCUCGGCCGCCAAGACGUCAUGGACUAUUCGCUCAUGAUUGCCAUUGAUGACAAGCGCAGUGAAUUGGUUGUUGGUAUCAUCGACUGCAUUCGCACUUACACUUGGGACAAAAAACUUGAGUCAUGGAUCAAGGAUCGCGGCUUUGCUGGUGGCGGUCGCAAUCGUCCGACUGUAACCAGUCCCAGGGAGUAUAAAAGUCGGUUCCGAGAGGCCAUGGCCCGAUACGUCCUCCAAGCUCCGAGUUGCUGGCAUCAAUUACAACCCAGUGCAAUGUACCGAUACCCGCAGGGCGAGGUGUCCAAUGUCACCGAGUUGGACGUGGAUGAGAAUGCUGAAAACAGCAUCUAGAGACAGAAAGCAACAACACCAUUUCCCCUAUACAUAAGCUCCAC
Molecule: messenger RNA, 7553 nt
Organism: Penicillium pulvis
Lineage: Eukaryota; Fungi; Ascomycota; Eurotiomycetes; Eurotiales; Aspergillaceae
Product: 1-phosphatidylinositol-3-phosphate 5-kinase FAB1
Exons: 2
Coding region: 1-7509 (2502 amino acids)
Biological process (GO): phosphatidylinositol phosphate biosynthetic process
Cellular component (GO): fungal-type vacuole membrane; endosome membrane
Molecular function (GO): 1-phosphatidylinositol-3-phosphate 5-kinase activity; metal ion binding; ATP binding
Source: RefSeq, a predicted model, not a curated record